AUGGAGAGCGUGGAUCAUCAUCAAAGGAUUGAUGCCAAUGAUCUGAGCCUGGUCCCAGAUUUAGUUCUCCCCUCUAAAUUCAAAAUGCCUGAAUUCGAGAAAUACAAUGGAACAAGCUGCCCUGAAGCCCACAUCACCAUGUUUUGCAGGCGAAUGACGGGAUAUGUUAACAAUGACCAGCUACUAAUCCACUGCUUUCAAGAUAGUCUGGUUGGAGCAGCGUCUAAGUGGUACAACCAACUGAGUCGAGCCAAGAUUAACUCAUGGAAGGACCUGGCUCAGGCCUUUAUGAAGCAAUACAAUCAUGUGACGGACAUGAACCCCGACAGGAUCACUCUCCAGAAUAUGGAAAAAAAGUCAAAUGAAAGUUUCAGACAGUAUGCACAAAGGUGGAGAGAGGUGGCCAUACAAGUUCAGCUGCCACUUCUAGAAAAAGAGACAACAAUGCUCUUUAUUAACACCUUGAAAGCCCCUUUUAUCACUCAUAUGUUGGGAAACGCCAUCAAGAGCUUCUCUGACAUAGUAAUGACAGGAGAAAUGAUCGAAAAUACUGUAAGGAGCUGCAAGAUAGAAUUGAGAGUGGGUGCUAAGAAGUCAGUCCCGAGGAAAAUGGAUAAUGAAGUGAACAACACGAGCACAUUCAACAAGGGGCAGCCCAAAUCAUUUACCAUAAAUCAACCCAAAAUGGUGACCACCAAUCAACAAAGCCCUGAAUCCAAUGCAAGGAAGAACACAAAAAGGCCACAAUUCACCCCUAUACCUAUGACGUAUAGGGAGUUGUACCAGAACCUGUUCAACGCUUAUGUGGUAUCCCUUUCUACACGAGCCACUGCAGCCCAGUAUCCCAAAUGGUAUGACACAAAUGCCCAAUGUGAAUACCACGCGGGAAUUACCGGGCAUUCAAUCAAAAAUUGCACUACAUUCAAGAAAGUGGUUGAAAGACUCAUUAAGGUGGGAAUCGUGAGAUUUGAUGACUCAGCCAUGCCCAAUGUAGCAGGAAACUCACUCCCCAAUCACACCGACCAAGGAGUGAACGGGAUAAGCGAAUGUAAAAACAAGAAGAUUAAGUGUGAGGUUGAGAAAGUCAAGACUCCGUUGAGACAAGUAUGGAUGGAGAUGGUCAUGAGAGGUUUGAUCGUGUUAGAUUUGGGAAGAGAAUCCAAAGAAAAGAGGAAUUACUGCGAGUUCCACAAUGAAGUGGGGCAUGAAAUCCAAGAGUGUGUAGAGUUCAGGGCCCUAGUGCAAAGCAUGAUGAACAAUAAGGAAAUGGAAUUCUAUGAAGAGACUAAAAACCCUGUAGAGAAAGACAUAUGUGCGUCGGAAGGAGAGUCGACGGUACAAAAUCAAACAGUUAACUACCCCGUGGUUAUCAUAUCGAGACCCAAAAAUAAUGAAGCUAGAGUUCAACUACCACCAAGGGUCAUAAUUCAGAGACUUGCAGUCUUCCCUUACAAAGAUGGCAAAAGGGUCCCAUGA
Gossypium arboreum is the source of this 1476-nucleotide messenger RNA. RefSeq lists its product as uncharacterized. The transcript has a single exon. The record is from RefSeq and is a predicted model, not a curated record. Lineage: Eukaryota; Viridiplantae; Streptophyta; Magnoliopsida; Malvales; Malvaceae. The coding region runs from base 1 to 1476 and encodes 491 amino acids.